AUAUACAAGAUGGCGGCGUACACAUUGUUGGAUUACAUCAUGGAGCAAAACAAUGAUUACAUUUAAUAACAGAGCAUUUUCUAAAUUCAAACGAACCCCCUGCAACUAGACAUGGAUGUUUAAAAGACUUGGUGUCUUCCAAGUCAGGAAUUGAGAAAGUAUCGCCAAGGGAGAGAGUUAUACUGUGAGUCGCCAUCAUCAUCAUGGCAGACUUUGACCAUGACCAGCAGGAGCCUGCAGGACUAGAUGGCUUGCCAGCCAUGUACAGUAUUGUGAAGGGAGAGGUGGCUUCUGUACAGACCUACGGAGCCUUCAUCAAGAUUCCUGGCUACAGGAAGCAGGGAUUGGUUCAUAUCAGUGAGUUGUCAGCCUGUAGGGUUGAGAAUGUUGCAGAAGUCGUUGACGUGGGAGAGCAGGUGUGGAUCAAGGUCAUCGGGAGAGAGAUGCGUGAUGACAAGGUGAAGCUCUCCUUCUCAAUGAAAGCUGUCAAUCAAGGAACAGGGAAAGACCUGGACCCCAACAAUGUCAUAGCAGAGCAGGAUGAGCGGAGGCGUAGACAGUUCAAAGAUGGUACAGGACGGAGGAUCACAUUGGAGGCUGUACUCAACACCACCUGCAAGAAGUGUGGCUGCAAAGGUCACUUCGCUAAGGACUGUUUCUCGGCCCCAGGGCUGCAGUAUGAUCUGAUACCUGAGGAGGGCGAUGAUGAGCCUCAGCAGCUACAGAAAGAGCCUAUCAACCCCAACCUCAUCCCACUCGCAGUCCGCAAAACCCAACCUCCACAGGACUCACACAAGAAGAAGAAAAAGGAGAAAAAAGAGAAAAAGGAGAAGAAGGGGAAGAAGAAGAAGAGGAAGAGAGAGAGGAAGGAGUCCGAAAGUGACAGCAGCAGCAGUGGACCCAGUCAGGCCAAGAGAGGGCGCCAUGACGACAGAGAGGACAGAAAGAAGAAGAAACACAAGAAACACAAGUCCCACAAACACAUCUGAGACUGAUCUGACGGACUGACACACAUACAUUGCACUAAACACACACAAAUGACACUGUAAA
Molecule: messenger RNA, 1050 nt
Organism: Oncorhynchus tshawytscha (Chinook salmon)
Lineage: Eukaryota; Metazoa; Chordata; Actinopteri; Salmoniformes; Salmonidae
Gene: zcchc17
Product: zinc finger, CCHC domain containing 17
Exons: 7
Coding region: 204-989 (261 amino acids)
Biological process (GO): RNA stabilization
Molecular function (GO): zinc ion binding; RNA binding
Source: RefSeq, a predicted model, not a curated record